AUUAUGUCAGUGUUAUUAUAAACUUUGUGAAAAAAGAUAGAUAAAGAGAAGGGGAAAAAAAAAAUACAAACAAAAGAUGCAGGUUGUUUGCAUAUUUGAGAUAAUGUAAGAAGAAUUUGAAGAUCAGACAAUGACUAAUCGGAAUACGGAAGCUCCUCAGGGGGAAGGUGGUAAUAAUGCUGUAGCUGCUGCACCACCUCCGCCUUCACCUUCACCGCAGGGGUCCAAUGAUAGUCUGAUUUCUCGCGGUAAUAGCAAGGUUUACAAAAGUGGUCCUCUUUUUCUAUCAUCAAAAGGAAUUGGAUGGACAUCAUGGAAGAAGAGAUGGUUUAUCUUAACGCGUACAUCGUUGGUCUUCUACAGAAGUGAUCCUAAUGCAGUUCCUCAAAAGGGGGCUGAAGUGAAUCUGACCCUUGGUGGUAUAGAUCUCAACAGUUCAGGCAGUGUGGUUGUCAAAGAGGAUAAAAAACUCUUGACGGUUCUAUUUCCUGAUGGUCGAGAUGGACGAGAUGGACGAGCUUUUACUCUAAAGGCAGAGACAUUAGAGGAUCUCUUUGAGUGGAAGGCUGCGCUUGAAGAAGCUUUGGCAAAUGCUCCAAAUGCUGCUCUUGUUAUGGGACAAAAUGGUAUAUUCAGGAAUGAUCAGGGCAAUAUUGCUGAUGCUUCUUCAGAACAAGCGAAGGAUAGACAACCAGUCAAAUCUUUGGUCAUUGGGCGACCAAUUUUACUUGCUUUGGAAGAUAUAGAUGGAACUCCAUCUUUCUUGGAGAAAGCCUUGAGGUUUCUGGAGGAUCAUGGAGUUAGAGUUGAAGGCAUUUUACGACAAGCUGCAGAUGUUGAUGAUGUUGAACGCCGAAUUCGCGAAUAUGAACAUGGGAAAAGUGAGUUUUCUUCAGAGGAAGAUGCACAUGUUAUAGCAGACUGUGUCAAGUACAUUCUCCGGGAGCUACCAUCUUCUCCAGUUCCUGCAUCUUGCUGUAAUGCCCUGUUAGAAGCGUAUCGAACUGAGCGCAGCAUGAGAGUCACUGCAAUGCGCACAGCCAUAUGUGAGACAUUCCCGGAGCCAAAUCGGCGCUUAUUGCAAAGAAUUCUUAUGAUGAUGCAGACUGUGGCUUCUCACAAGGCUGAGAACCGAAUGAGCAUUUCAGCUGUGGCAGCAUGCAUGGCACCUUUGCUGCUGCGUCCCCUUUUGGCUGGUGAUUGUGAACUUGAACAUAACUUUGACAUGGGUGGUGAUGGUUCUGUUCUACUUCUGCAGGCUGCCGCUGCAGCAAACCAUGCUCAAGCCAUCGUUAUUAUUUUGCUUGAGGAGUACAAUAACUUAUUUGGGGAAGGUCCUGUAUCACCUGAACCAUACACAGAUUCAGAAGAGAGUGGAACUGAGACUGAUGAACUCACUGAUGAUGAUGAAACCUAUGAAGAUGAAGAUGAUUAUACGACAGAGGGCUCUGAUGCAGAUGCAGAUGAUGGUAGUGAUCAUGCAUCCGAUACAACAAGUACUGAGAUCGAUGGAACAGAAGAAAAUAAUAAAGAGUCAGAGUGUUCAAACUCAGGUUUCAAUAUUCCUGAAGUGGAAGAUGUUCAUGAGUUGAAUAAAACAUCACCAAGAUUGCCUAAAGCUUCAGGGUUUCAACAGGAAAGCAUCAAUGUUAGCCAGGAAAUUCCGGGGGGGAGUAAUGAUGAUUCUAAAGUUAAAGAUGAUGACCCUGAUGGUGGUCUAUUGGUAGCUGAUCCUGAUGAAACAUCCAAUGUUAACAAGUCGUCCUUGAGAUCUUCAAUAGGGCAAGCUCAGAGUGUCCGUCGGCCUGCUAAUUGGGGCCGUACUCCUGGAAGGAAGAACCUUUCUAUGGAAUCUAUUGAUCUUACGCUUGAAGAUGAGCCUGAAAUCCAGAGACUAGAGGCUGCCAAAGCUGAAUUGCAAAGUAGAAUUGCAGAAGAGGCUAAAGAGAAUGCACAUUUGCAAGCAAGUUUAGAAAAACGGAAGAAUGCUUUGCAUGAUCGUCGUCUUGCUCUUGAGAGAGAUGUGGCAAGAUUACAGGAGCAGUUGCUGAAGGAGAGGGAGUUGCGGACAGCACUCGAAGCUGGACUUAGAAUAUCUCAAAGACAGUUAGCUGUCUCAUCCACCAUUGAUGAAAAGAUGACGGCUGAGAUCCAGGAAAUUGCUCAAGCAGAGGCAGAUGUUAUCAGUUUGAAACAGAAGGCUGAUGAUCUUGGACUGCAAUUAAAUCAGCAACGUGAACAAAAUUCAAGGUUGCAGCUCGAUAUAGGCAAUCAACAACCAAGUUCAAAUAAUAAAGCAAAAUGGAAGGAUAGGCAGAAAAAGGUGGAAACUGCAUCUACUCCACGUAAUAAUGAAAAGUUAACAAGAAGUAAGCACGAUAAUCGCCCCGAUAAGGCAGAUAGUGACAAAGAUAAGAACGAAGAAUCUCCUUUUUACACCAAUGAAAGUUCACUUCAGAACCAGCAAACAGAUCAAGUCCUUUAUCAGGGCGCUGGUGGAAUUUUGGCAAAUACACCCCCUUCUGAACAAGGGGUGGCCAGGCCUGCUUCAACCAAUACUAGAAAGUCCAGUUCUAGAAGUGAGGGAACUAACUCUACCUCUUCUGCACUAUCAAAACUAACAACCCGACUCAACUUCUUAAAGGAACGACGCACUCAAAUUGCAAAUGAGAUCCAGAAUAUGGACAAAAGCCGGAGUUCUGGUCUGCCUGUCCAAAAUCCUGAGAGAGGUAAAGGAUCUGAAGCACGUCAGUCACUUCAGAAUACAGAGAAAUUGCAAGUUUCUGAAGGUCAAUCAUCAGAAAAAAAUGAAAUAUUGGAUAGCUACAACCAAGCACUUCCUAAUUUUGAUGGUCAAUCAGAUCAGGGAAAAAGACCAGAUGCCCAUCCAAACCUGGACAGAGGAAAAUCUGAAAGCUUCCCACCAGUUGACAAAGGCCGAUCAAAGGUCACUCCAAGGAUAAAUUCUAGAUGAUACGAAGUUCUUUCUUGAAUUUGCCACUCAGGUUCAUGUAUUCCGCUACAGGGACUACAUUGUGGAUACGUUGGGGGCUUUGAACUACCAAGUUGUGAUCAGAGACACUUAUACUCAGCCCCCAUGCUCUGAAAACUGCUGAUGGAAGCAGACACUCCCCAUACCCCUUAAUGUACAGGUUGGCCAUCUAUAAGAUGGGAAUCCAACUGUUUGAGAAGUUGAAUAAUAGCUGGUUUUUGCUUGUUUAGGUGCCCAAUGAAUUUCCAUUUCUGCAAAUGCAAUCCGUGAUUUUCCUCGCUAGCUGAAGCGUAAUGAACCUCCUGAUACUGUCCUAUUUUCAAGCUGUCAAUUGGAGCUUGAACUUUGGCUGGCAAUAACAAAACAGAAAGGAAAAGUUUUGAUUC
This is a messenger RNA of Coffea eugenioides, 3378 nucleotides long. RefSeq names its product rho GTPase-activating protein REN1. The record is from RefSeq and is a predicted model, not a curated record. NCBI's taxonomy places the organism in Eukaryota, Viridiplantae, Streptophyta, Magnoliopsida, Gentianales, Rubiaceae. Bases 131 to 2974 code for a protein of 947 amino acids. The transcript has 24 exons. Gene Ontology annotation, biological process: signal transduction.